CCGGGUAGCCCCGCCGGGCCGGGCCGGGCCGGGCCGAGACGUGACGAUGUGGAUGCGACGGCUCCCGGGAAGCAGGUCAGGUUGCCCGCUCGGAAGCCAUGCUUGGAUUUUAAUAGCCAUGUUCCACCUAGCCAUGGACCUUGCCAGCUGCCAGCCCCCAGCCACCACCGGCACUGCGGGGAAGCUCUCAGCACGGCCGGCGCUCCGGCACAGACUGUCCCGUGGCUCGCUGUGGGGCACGGGCAGCGGGGAAGAGCUCCAACGCCCCGGCCCCCCCUGGACCUGCGGCCCCGCGCCCCCUCUGCAGAGACCCCGCCCCCGCCGGCCGCCCCCCGCCGCCCCGCUGCCCGCCGGCCGCCCCCUGCGCCGGCCGCGCUCCCGGAGGGGCCGGCGGCACCUGCGCGGCCGCGGCUUCGCCCCCCGGGACGGGAGACCCACGGCGCUGCCCGAGGUCAUCGUCUGGGGCCCCACGGGCGAGGAGGACUCGCUGGAGAGCAGCACGCUGCCCGGCGCCUUCGCCACCACCACCGCCACCGCCACCGCCGCCGCCACCACCUCCGCCACCACUGCCGCCGCUGUCACUUCUGUCACGGCCGCCACGCCGCCCCGGGUGCCCCCCAGCACCGCGGCUCCCGCGGCCGGCGGGGACGGGCCCCGCGGCGGCCCCGGGCGCAGCAGCACCGCCGAGCCGGCCGCCGGACACAGCAGCGGAGGCAAGGAUGCUCGGCCGCCGCGUGGGCUGGGGGACAGCACAGGUCUGGCUGUUCAUCAGAUAAUCACUAUUACCGUGUCCCUCAUCAUGGUCAUAGCUGCGCUGAUAACAACUCUUGUCUUAAAAAAUUGCUGUGCACAGAGCGGGCGCCCCCGGCGCAACAGCCACCAACGCAAGCUGGACCAGCAGGAGGAGAGCUGCCAGAACCUGACUGACUUCGCCCCCGCCCGCGUGCCCAGCGCCCUCGACAUCUUCACCGCCUACAACGAGACGCUGCAGUGCUCCCACGAGUGCGUGCGGACCCCCGUGCCCGUCUAUGCCGAGGACACGUUGCACUCGCCCGGGGAUUAUAAAACCACCUUCAAUGGAAACAGACCCUCUUCUUCUGACCGGCAUCUUAUUCCCGUGGCCUUUGUGUCUGAGAAAUGGUUUGAAAUCUCCUGCUGACUGGCCGAAGCCUGUUUGACUUCUGGGGGCAGGGCAGACGCCAGCGGGCUGUUUCCUGGAUUCCAUUGGUGAACCUGUAAAAAAUAUAAAAAAAUAAUGGGUUACCUGUACCUACCAUUUCUGUUUACCAGUAGGAGACUCAAAGAGCAGCGUUCUAUGGGCCAAAUAUAUUUUUAUAAAAAUGAACACGCCUAUAGGUAACUGCGUUGUCAAGGAGCACGUUUUUGGGAGGAGAGAAAGGAAAGUGUGCGAGUAAAGAAUCCUGUGGAGGAGGAGGAGGAGGAGGAGGAGGAACCAGCAAGGGAUGGAAAGGGAAGGAUGAGCGCCUGGAGCCCGGCCAUGGACGGUGACUCUGAACCUGUGCCAAUAAUACCAUUAUGUGCCAUGAACUGAUGCAAAGACUUUGCAAAGAGCUGAGACAAUAACGCCUGGAAAUGUUGUGGAGGACAAGUGGGGCAUCUCUUCUGGUGGGGUCAUCCAUUCCGGUCCAUACGCGUACAUACAUACGGUAUAUGUAGAGAGAAAAUAUAUAUAUAUAUACACACACAAACACUUUUUGUACUGUAGCAAUUUUUGAAGAUCUUAAAUACUCAUUUUUAAAGAAGA
Messenger RNA from Onychostruthus taczanowskii (white-rumped snowfinch), 1765 nucleotides. It is a transcript of the gene AJAP1, whose product is annotated as adherens junctions associated protein 1. The coding region runs from base 47 to 1159 and encodes 370 amino acids. Gene Ontology annotation, molecular function: beta-catenin binding. The record is from RefSeq and is a predicted model, not a curated record. NCBI's taxonomy places the organism in Eukaryota, Metazoa, Chordata, Aves, Passeriformes, Passeridae. The transcript is spliced from 6 exons. Gene Ontology annotation, cellular component: plasma membrane; cell-cell contact zone; cytoplasmic side of plasma membrane.